AUGGACGUCUCCGAUAUUUUGGCUGCACAUGCAGAAAAACAAAAAGCCGUCGCCGUCGAGAAAGACAUCCCUCUCGAGGUCGAUGCCGGUUUUCUGGCAGUCACAGAUCUCAAUCCUGUUGAUACUGAGAGCUACGGCGAGGACCUAGAAGAGUACCUGCAAUCGACUGCACGCGACGGCGUUCAGGCACUCAUUAAUGCCCUAUUCGCACUCCCUACGACACCAUCCGCUGACGGUCCCCUCGCACAACUCCCACCGCCCACCACCCAGCUGCCCCGCGCAAAACAUCUGCCCAAGCCCAAGCCGCCCACCAAGUGGGAGCAGUUUGCCAGGGCGAAGGGCAUCCAGAAGAAGCGGAAGGACAAGAAGGUGUGGGAUGAGGAGAAACAAGAUUGGGUAGACCGCUGGGGUUGGAAGGGCGCGAACAAGAAGGAGGAGACACAGUGGCUCUCAGAAGUGCGCGCCAACGCAGAUGUGGAUCAUGACCCUGCAAAAGCUGCACGCGAUGCACGUAAGGAGAAGAUGGCGAAGAAUGAGCGACAGCACCAGCAAAAUCUCGCUCGCGCGCAGGGCGCCAGCGCCAGUGCGACCGCGCCAGCCCCCCCGCAGGAGCGGAAAAAACAGAUCGACAGGACACUGGCGACGACGCGGUCGAGCACGGCAAGCAUGGGCAAGUUUGACCGCAAACUGGAAGGGGAGAAGAAGCUCAAGGGUGUCAAGCGGAAGUUUGACCCCACGGAGGUAUCCGCUUCCAACGAAAAGUCACAUAACCUUGCCAUCCUCCAGGGGCUCGAUCGAGGACCGACAGCGAAGAAGUCCAGGUCCUCAGGAGACGAUGUGCUCAACGUCAGGAAAGCGAUCAGGGUGGCGAGCAAGGGGAAGGGCAGCGCAGCGCUGUCUCGAGAAGGCGGAGGCGCAAAAUCGAGGUCGAAUAAGGGCAGGAGAUGA
Messenger RNA from Postia placenta MAD-698-R-SB12, 948 nucleotides. RefSeq lists its product as hypothetical. Gene Ontology annotation, biological process: ribosomal large subunit biogenesis; endonucleolytic cleavage in ITS1 to separate SSU-rRNA from 5.8S rRNA and LSU-rRNA from tricistronic rRNA transcript (SSU-rRNA, 5.8S rRNA, LSU-rRNA); ribosomal large subunit export from nucleus. The record is from RefSeq and is a predicted model, not a curated record. The coding region runs from base 1 to 948 and encodes 315 amino acids. Gene Ontology annotation, molecular function: protein binding. The transcript is spliced from 5 exons. NCBI's taxonomy places the organism in Eukaryota, Fungi, Basidiomycota, Agaricomycetes, Polyporales, Adustoporiaceae. Gene Ontology annotation, cellular component: preribosome, large subunit precursor; nucleus; nucleolus.